Messenger RNA from Vigna radiata var. radiata (mung bean), 327 nucleotides. RefSeq names its product hydrophobic seed protein-like. The coding region runs from base 1 to 327 and encodes 108 amino acids. The transcript has a single exon. The record is from RefSeq and is a predicted model, not a curated record. Lineage: Eukaryota; Viridiplantae; Streptophyta; Magnoliopsida; Fabales; Fabaceae.
AUGGGUUCAACCAGUAUUGCAUUUCUCCUUUCUCUCAACCUCCUUUUCUUUUCCAUGGUCAACUGCAACACCCUAACCGCUGCAACUCCAACACUAGCUAAGUGCCCGGAAUUGCAUCUUUGCGCCAAUGUUUUGGUUCCUCCUUAUAAACCUGACCCCAAUUGCUGCCCCCUCCUCGCUGGUCUUAUUGACCUUGAGGCCGUCGUGUGUCUCUGUGCUACUCUCAAGCUCGACCUCGGAAUUAUCAAAGUUAAUCUAGACAUUCUCCUCAACCUUCUAUUAAACACCUGUGGUCGGAAAGCCACCACCUACACUUGCCCACCAUAA